This is a messenger RNA of Carassius gibelio (silver crucian carp), 5348 nucleotides long. RefSeq names its product acyl-CoA synthetase long chain family member 1b (gene acsl1b). The coding region runs from base 184 to 2277 and encodes 697 amino acids. Gene Ontology annotation, molecular function: arachidonate-CoA ligase activity. The transcript is spliced from 21 exons. The record is from RefSeq and is a predicted model, not a curated record. Gene Ontology annotation, biological process: very long-chain fatty acid metabolic process; long-chain fatty acid metabolic process; long-chain fatty-acyl-CoA biosynthetic process. Lineage: Eukaryota; Metazoa; Chordata; Actinopteri; Cypriniformes; Cyprinidae. Gene Ontology annotation, cellular component: endoplasmic reticulum; membrane.
GGGUCUGAACUGCGGUUGCACAUGAACUCAACCCGUAGUUGUUCAGACUUAACCUUUUUUUUUUUUUCUUCACCUGGUCAUUUCACCUUCUGUUGGCGUGAUUCUGUGGGUGCCGGAAGCACAUCGACGCCCAGGUUUGGACGUACCUCAUUCUUCUAGUUUCAGAUUGAGUUCACUGUAGUCAUGCAGGCACACGAGCUGUUGAAGCAGCUGCGAAUCCCUGAGCUGUCCGAGGUGAGGGACUAUUUCCACAGUCUCUCCACAAACACCCUCCUCGGCAUGGGUGCAUUCACCGCCGUCACGGCGUACUGGUUUGCCACCAGACCCAAAGCCCUCAAAGCACCCUGUGACCUGCGCAUGCAGUCAGUAGAGCUGCCGGGUGGAGAAUUUGCUCGUCGAGCGGCUGUUUUAAACGGAGGACCGCUCUUGAGCCAUUUCUACGAGGACGCCAUGACCCUAUACGAGUGGUUUCAAAGGGGUCUCAGGGAGUCAAAAAAUGGUCCCUGUCUUGGAUCAAGAAAACCAAAGCAGCCGUAUGAAUGGCUUUCGUACUCAGAGGUGAUUGAGCGAGCAGAGAAUUUGGGAUCAGCAUUUUUGAACAAAGGACACUCUAAGGAUGGAGAUCCCUACAUCGGCAUCUUCUCUCAGAACAGACCAGAGUGGACGAUUUCAGAGCUGGCCUGCUACACUUACUCUCUGAUAUCAGUUCCUCUGUAUGACACCUUGGGCACAGAAGCCAUAAGCUACAUCCUCGAAAAAACCUGUAUUUCUACAGUUGUAUGUGACGUACCUGAGAAAGUCAAGCUGCUGUUGGACUGUGUUUCGGGCCGACAGCACUCAGUCAAAACCCUGAUCCUCAUUGAAAACUUUGACACUGAUUUGGUCAGCAGAGCACAGCAGUGUGGCAUCGACAUCAUCAGUCUGAGAGACGCAGAGAAUAUCGGCAAGGCUCAUCGACAGAAUCCUUUGCCCCCACAGCCUGAUGACUUGGCUAUUAUUUGUUUUACGAGUGGAACCACUGGAAACCCUAAAGGAGCGAUGCUCACCCACGGAAACAUAGUGUCUAAUGUUUCUGCCUUCAUCAAUGUCACAAAGCCCACUUGCCCCAUCAGUCCUCGGGACACACACAUCUCUUACCUGCCCCUGGCACACAUGUUUGAGAGAGUCGUACAGGGUGUGAUGCUGAUGCACGGCGGACGUAUCGGAUACUUCCAGGGUGACAUCCGAGUUCUGAUGGAUGACCUCACGACCCUGAAGCCCACCGUGUUCCCUGUGGUUCCUCGUCUGCUGAACCGCAUGUUUGACAAGAUCUACGGACAGGCCAACAGUUCCCUGAAGAGACGCAUCCUGGAGUUUGCGUUCAGGAGGAAAGAGAAGGAGAUGAAGAGCGGCAUCAUGAGGAGAGACAGUGUGUGGGACAAGAUCAUCUUCAAGAAAGUCCAGGCCAGUGUUGGAGGACAGGUUCGGAUGAUGAUAACUGGAGCGGCUCCCAUUUCAGCUCCUGUUCUCACCUUCCUGCGAGCUGCGCUGGGCUGCAAUUUUUAUGAAGGAUACGGUCAGACUGAAUGCACUGCAGGGAGCACAGUUACACUACCAGGAGACUGGACUGCGGGUCAUGUUGGACCUCCUCUGUCCUGUAAUGACAUCAAACUAGUGGAUGUGGCAGAGAUGAACUAUUAUGCCACUAAAGGCGAGGGAGAGGUGUGUGUGAGGGGUCCUAAUGUUUUUAAGGGGUAUCUGAAAGACCCUGAGAAGACGAAGGAGGCUCUUGAUGAAGACGGUUGGGUUCACACUGGAGACAUUGGCAGGUGGCUGCCGAAUGGCACUCUAAAGAUUGUGGAUCGUAAGAAGCACAUUUUUAAGCUGGCUCAGGGUGAAUACAUCGCUCCAGAGAAGAUCGAGAACAUUUACAUCAGGAGCGAAGCUGUGGCGCAGGCUUUCGUUCAUGGAGACAGUCUGCAGGCCUGUCUGGUAGCCGUCAUUGUGCCUGAUCCAGACUUUCUGCCCGGCUGGGCCAAGAAGAGAGGCAUAGAGGGCUCGUAUGAAGAACUGUGCAAAAAUAAGGAGGUGAAGAAAGCCAUUCUGGAAGAUAUUGUCAAAUUGGGUAAAGAAAGUGGCCUGAAGUCUUUUGAACAGGUGAAGGACAUUGCUCUCCACACAGAGAUGUUCUCCAUCCAGAACGGCCUCCUGACGCCCACCCUGAAAGCCAAACGCGCUGACCUCAGGGACUGCUUCAGGAAACUGAUCGAUGAGCUUUACUCCAACAUCAAAAUGUAAAGCAGAGGACGUGUAACAGAGCUGAUCUGGGUCCCAUGACUGAAAAGACCUAGUUCAAAACAAGAGGCCUGAGAGCGCUUGUGGUCAACUGAUGUAGCAUCAGUUUCAUAUGCCUUUCAGAGUUUGAUUAUAAACCCUAGAUCAGCUGUGUUUCUCGACUCGACUUCAGCUUUAAACAUCCUGCCUCAGGAAAACGUCCCUACAUUGACACCAUCAUUUUUGCCUUUGACUAUUUUGGGAGAAAGGGAAGAUAAAUCCAUGUGCAAAAACAACCUAAUGCUGUUAUUGAGGACAAAAUAAUAUUCCUCUUUUAUUUAAGUGCAUUUUUUUCUAAUGAGAUGAUGCAGAUAAGCCAAACAUGCUAUUGUGCAUGUAAAAUGUACUCAUCCUCAUUUCAAGAUGAAGGUGAAAUGUAGCAUUACAUGACUUGCUCACCAAUGGAUCCUCUGCAGUGAAUGGGUGCCGUCAGAAUGAGCGUCCAAACAGCUGAUAAACACAUCACAAUAAUCCACACAGGGUUCCCACGGUUCUUGAAAGUACUCGGAUAUCAGAGACAUUAAUUCAAGGCCUGGAAGGUACUUGAAAACAAAUAAAGUUCCCUGAAAGUACUUGAAAUAAAUCUGAAAUGAAAUUAUUUAGUAGAAUGGUGCUAUUUCAAAAAUCUUCCUAUAUGUGCUGUCAAAGGCUAAACGAAACCGUGCUAAUGAUCAAGGUGGAGAUGUUGAUUUAAUACAACAGUUAAUUAAACAAGAAGUUAAUAUUAACACUUUUUUCGAUUCUCUGUAUGUAUGUACUGUACAUGUGGAAGAAUUGACAAUAAAGCAGACUUGAUAUUAAGUGAUAUUGCAUUAUCUUAACACUAUUGCCUAAUUUUGCUGUAUUCAACAAAAAUAGUGACAAAAUAAACAAAGUAACAGCUGACCUGCUGCGCAUCUCCAUUCAAGCAGCAUUUAUGUAUGAAUGGGCGUUUUUAAACGAAUCUGAAUCAAUGAUCUCUUCAUAAAGACAGACGGUGGCUCCUUUCCUGAACGAAUCAACUCUUCAAACGAAUCAAUUGAAUGAAAGAUUCAGGGAUAAAAUCAGGGACUUGGCGCCACCUACUGGCAGUUUUACUUUCAUUUAAUCUUUUCUGUUAUUUAAAUCAUUUCAUAUUUAUAUAUACAAAAUGUUAUAUUUAAAACAUUAACCUCAACAUGAAGUUCUGAAUUAAAUUGCACUCAUGUGACCGCUGAGCCUCAUUAAACCCUGGCGAUACACCUACAAGCCACUUUUUCUCUAGUACAAAUUAUGUUUUAAAACUGAUUUCAUUUGAUUGUUAACUUUUAUUAAUAUUCUAGUUGUUUUAAUUAGAAUUUUUUAAAUAGCUUAUAGAUAUAUAUUUUUGAAUUUGAAUAAAGAUUACAUACUUAAUAAAGUGAGAAAAAUGCCAUUACUAAGGUAUUGGUACAUCACUUUAAGGAGUCAAAUAUCAUCUCGUAAUGGGAAGGCUAAUAUUUUAUCAGAGUAUUAUUAUUAUAGUAUUAUUUUUUAAUUAGGUGCAUAAGUUUGCAAGUGUAGUUCCCUGUUUAACCAUUGUUUAUUAAUUAAAAAAUGAGGAAAAUAUUUAUAAUUUAAAUCUUUUACAAGAAUUACAGCAAAAACCAGUUUUUUGAAUAUUUGAGAAAUUCAGAAUUCCUUUGAACACGACUGCUCAAAAUGGUCGAAAUUUAUGAAACCUACACAUUCAAAACCUCAUUACUCUGAAAUGUUUCAUGUAAAUGUUAAGUGUAAGUGAAAUGUUAGUACUGUAAGAGGUCUUUCAUGAUGCUACAUCAUUAUCGGCUGUUUGGGCGCUCAUUCUGACGGCACCCAUUCACUGCAGAGGAUCCAAGUCAAUGCAUUACGCCAUAUCAGUUCUAAUGAAGAAACACUCAUCUAAUCUUGGAUGGCUUAUGUACAUUUUAAGAAAACUUUAAUACAGCAAACCUUAAUUUUUAAGUUUGUGGCCUUUCUCGGAUGUUUUUUAAACUGCUUCAUUGGCAGUAGCUACAUUGAGUAUAUGUGUGUUUGAGAAAUAUCAUGUACAGUCUCAGGGGAAAAUGUGCCUUAUUAAUGGACAUCAGCUGCAUUGAGUGUUGUUGAUGAGAGGGGGAAAUGCACACAUGCAAAAAAAAUAAAAGCUAAUAAUUUUGUACUGUACCUCACGAUCAACAUGAAGGGCGAAGCACACACUCCACACUAGAUGGAGAGUGGGAAAUAUUUCAUCAUUUUGUCUUCCAUAAGAUAUUUUAAUGUUCUGAAGCCUUUGACUCUUUAUUAACACGACGUACAUUAAAAAAAAAAAAAAAAUGAAAGUGUGGUAUUUUAGGAAAGCAACUUUUAUUGGAACUUUAUUCAAGAAACACUAGCAAAGCAAAUUUUUGUUUAGCUAAAUGUUCUAUUUAAUUCUAUAUAUUUGUAUAGAACUCAUUCAAACGCAGCUUUACGAAGAAUAGUGCCUUACAAAACGUGUGGAAAUGGUUCAUAAAUCCGUUUUUAUGCAUGAUCUACUCCAAUAAGUUUAGCUUGUUUCUCAUGAAUAAGGUCCGUUGAGUUUAAACGCAGCCUGUGUGAUCACGAUAUGUUCCUAUAUAAGCUAUAUGCUGUCUAUAUGAUGCUUCCCUCAUCUUUAAUGUUGACUUUAAGACAGCUUGCGUUCUCCUCUAAUCUGCUUGUGAUGUGUGUGUGAAGGCUUUGAAUGGCAGAUGUUUUCAGGUGUAAUAUUAUGGAUGUCUCAUAUCAUUAUGCUGUAACAUCAUUGCAGAAUACAGGAGCUUUCCACAUGUGUCCUUCUGUUUGAUUGAGGGCUGCUGCUUCAUGUUCACAGUAACUGUGUGCUUAUUAUGCACAGGUUGUUUUUAUUGUUGGUUUUAUUCAAGCUGUAUCUUUGUGUGUGUAAUGACCUGUGGAUAAGCCAAAGCAACUGUGGUGUGUGUGACAAACUAAAGUGCACUCUUAUAAUGACUCAGAUGUACUAAAAUACGUUAUCAUGACUAUAUACAUUUUCCAUGUAAGAGAUAUAAGAGAAAUAAAUAUGAUUUAUGGAUGUUCAA